Canis lupus familiaris (dog) is the source of this 2595-nucleotide messenger RNA. Its product is annotated as proline dehydrogenase 1, mitochondrial. Bases 630 to 2186 code for a protein of 518 amino acids. Lineage: Eukaryota; Metazoa; Chordata; Mammalia; Carnivora; Canidae. Gene Ontology annotation, cellular component: mitochondrion. The record is from RefSeq and is a predicted model, not a curated record. The transcript has 14 exons. Gene Ontology annotation, molecular function: FAD binding; proline dehydrogenase activity.
GCUAAACCGCUGAGCCACCCAGGGAUCCCCAGAUGUGAACUCGUUCUUAUCCUAGAAUUGUACCAGGCCCAAAGCAGAGGCUCAGGACUUUGGGGACGAAUGAUGGCAGAAAUUGGGUAUGUGGCAGUGUGGUUGGAGGAGAAAGCUGAGUGGUUUAUAGGCAGCUGUCUUCCUCAGGGGCACGUCCACUUGAGCUGUAGGUCUGCUAAGGCCCCGGAUGGACUGUCCUAAAUCCACUGGUCCCACGAUGGGCUCUCAUCUCCCAGACCUUGAAGAUGGUCACCUGGCUUAUUGUUAGCCUAAGGUUUACUGUAGCUGAAGUCAGACUCCAUCUGAAUUUCCGCGUGUGUUCAUCUGCUCGGCAACCACUGGAGGGCCGGCCCCUUGCCAGGCACUGUUUUAGGGACUUGGAAUAAGCAGUGAACAAAACAUUGAAAAAUCUGGGUGCUCGCCUGCUAGAAAGUUGUACCAAAUCCUCCUCCUACCUGGCAUAACCCAGCAAGUAUGGAUACAGAGAAUGUUACGAUGAACUCACCCGCUGCUGUUCCCAGAGAGACUUGCUGUUCAUUUCUGUAUCCACCGAGUGGUGGUCAGGCACCCGCUCUGUGCCUCUGGGGUCACCCGUGAGCAUGCAGGGCAGGGAGCUGCUCCAUCUCACCAGGAGGCUUCUGGGGCAAAGGCUGUUUGAAAAGCUGAUGAAGAUGACCUUCUACGGGCAGUUUGUGGCCGGCGAGGACCAGGAGUCCAUCCGGCCCGUGAUCCAGCACAACAGGGCAUUCGGAGUGGGCUCCAUCUUGGACUAUGGGGUGGAGGAGGAUCUGAGCCCCGAGGAGGCCGAGCGCAAGGAGAUGGAGUCCUGUACAUCGGCUGUCGAGAGGGAGGGCAGUGGUACGAGUAAGAGGGAGAGGCAGUACCAGGCCCACCCGGCCUUCGGAGACCGCAGGGACGGUGUCAUCAGUGCCCGCACCUACUUCUAUGCCAGUGAAGCCAAGUGUGACAGCCACAUGGAGACGUUCCUGCGCUGCAUCGAGGCCUCAGGCGGAGCCAGUGAUGAUGGCUUCUCAGCCAUCAAGCUCACUGCGCUGGGGAGACCUCAGUUUCUGCUGCAGUUCUCAGACGUGCUGACCAAGUGGAGACGAUUCUUUCACCAAAUGGCUGCAGAGCAAGGGAAGACUGGUCUGGCUGCCAUGGAUACCAAGUUGGAGGUGGCUGUGCUACAGGAAAGUGUGGCAAAGAUGGGCAUCGCCUCCAGGACGGAGAUUGAGAACUGGUUCACUGCGGAGACCCUGGGCGUGUCUGGCUUCUCCCGCAGCACCCUGGACCUGCUGGACUGGAACAGCCUCAUCGACAGCAGGACCGAGCUCUCCAAGCACCUGGUGGUUCCUAACAUGCAGACAGGACAGCUGGAGCCUCUGCUGUCACGGUUUACUGAGGAGGAAGAGCUGCAGAUGACGAGGAUGCUGCAGAGGAUGGACAUCCUGGCCAAGAAAGCUGCCGAGAUGGGCGUGCGGCUGAUGGUGGACGCCGAGCAGACGUACUUCCAGCCGGCCAUCAGCCGCCUGACGCUGGAAAUGCAGCGCAAGUUCAACGUGGAGAAGCCGCUCAUAUUCAACACGUACCAGUGCUACCUCAAGGACGCCUAUGACAACGUCACCCUGGACGUGGAGCUGGCUCGCCGUGAAGGCUGGUGCUUUGGGGCCAAGCUAGUGCGUGGUGCCUACAUGGCCCAGGAACGUACCCGUGCCGCAGAGAUCGGCUACGAGGACCCCAUCAACCCUACGUACGAGGCCACCAAUGCCAUGUACCACAGGUGCCUCAACUAUGUCCUGGAGGAGCUGAAGCACAACAGCAAGGCCAAAGUGAUGGUGGCCUCCCACAAUGAAGACACGGUUCACUUCACGCUGCGCAGGAUGGAGGAGCUUGGCCUGUACCCUGCCGAUCGCCAGGUGUACUUUGGACAGCUACUGGGCAUGUGUGACCAGAUCAGCUUCCCACUAGGCCAGGCCGGGUUUCCUGUGUACAAGUAUGUGCCUUAUGGCCCUGUGAUGGAUGUGCUGCCCUACCUAUCCCGGCGUGCCCUGGAGAACAGCAGCGUCAUGAAGGGCGCCUGGCGGGAGCGGCAGCUGCUGUGGCAGGAGCUCAAGCGGAGGAUCCGCACAGGCAGCCUCUUCCACCGUCCAGCCUAGCGUUCGUGGGCAACUGGCGUCACCCACCUUCAGACUUGACCUCCAGCCCUUCCCAGGGCCCCCAGCCCAAUGCCAUAGCCUUAGCCCAACCCCAGCCUCACGUGGAUUCACCUUUUUAUGCCCAAGACUGUGAGACCUGCUGGAAGUGGCCUCCAUGCUCUUGCUCGGGAUGUGGGCACGCAAGGGGGUUCUGGUGCCUGCCAGAGCUACUGCGAACUGUCAGGAAGGAGUGCCUUUCCACAGUGAGCAUGACCCUUCUCUCUGCCUGCUCCCAUGAACCUGGACCCCAAGGACCACCCUGUAAGCCAGGGUUCACCCAGCCCACACCCUAAGCCCCACAGGUGGGCAGCUGCCAGGCUAGGAAGCUGACCAGGUCAAUAAACCAGUACUGCUGCAGCCCUCAGCUUCA